Ilyonectria robusta is the source of this 738-nucleotide messenger RNA. RefSeq lists its product as uncharacterized. The record is from RefSeq and is a predicted model, not a curated record. Lineage: Eukaryota; Fungi; Ascomycota; Sordariomycetes; Hypocreales; Nectriaceae. Gene Ontology annotation, biological process: U4 snRNA 3'-end processing; CUT catabolic process; TRAMP-dependent tRNA surveillance pathway. Gene Ontology annotation, molecular function: RNA binding. The transcript is spliced from 2 exons. Gene Ontology annotation, cellular component: nuclear exosome (RNase complex); cytoplasmic exosome (RNase complex). Bases 1 to 738 code for a protein of 245 amino acids.
AUGGCCUCCGAAGCCGUCUUCGUCCUCCCCGGCGACCAGAUCGACCCGUCCCUCAUCCCCUCCCACCCCAAGAAAGCUCUCCGCCUCGGGCCCGGCUUGCGCCAUGUGCCGCCAAACGACAUCCUGCCUACCCUCGCCGGCCAGCUCAUCACCGACCGCCAAAAGAACCUCAUUCGCGUCGAGAACGCUGGAGGACGGUAUCAACCCCGAGCCGGCGAACUCGUCAUUGGCACCGUCAACCGCUCCGCCGCCGAGGUCUACUAUGUGAACCUCUCCGACUACACUACACCCGCCCUCCUCCCGCAGCUCUCCUUCGAGGGCGCCACCAAGAAGACCCGCCCGGUCCUGGCUCCCGGCGCCCUCGUAUACGCGCGCGUCGCCCUCGCCAACAAGCACAUGGAUGCGGAGCUCGAGUGCGUGUCUUCCUCAACCGGCAAGUCAGAGGGCCUGGGCCCGCUUACGGGCGGCAUGCUCUUCAACAUCUCCCUCGGCAUGGCGCGCCGCCUUAUGAUGCCCAAGAGCGUCCUGGAAGGCAAGGUUGUGGUGCUUGAGGAGCUGGGCACCGCCGGCUUGCAGUUUGAGACCGCCACCGGAAGGAAUGGCAAGUUCUGGGUGGAUAGCGAGAGCGUCAAGACAGUCAUUGCUGUAGGGCGGGCGGUACAGGAAACAGAUGAAAAGAGGUUAGACGUCGAGGCACAGAAGAAGUUUGUGAGGAAAGUCAUCAAGGAACUGAGCUAG